AUGCAGAAGCUGCAACGCGCCAUUGCAGAUGCGAGAGGCCAUUCUCCAGAUAGAUCAUUAGCGUCGCCGUCUCGAACUCCUUAUUUUGACGAGUCAAGAAGUAAUGAGCCAGAGGAGAAGCCAGCGUCGAUUGCAAAGCCCGGCGGAAGAGGGGAACUUGGGCCUAGUGGCAAAAGAAAGUAUCGAAGGCACCCAAAGCCGGAUGAGAAUGCUCCUGCGCGACCUCCUUCCGCAUAUGUGAUAUUUUCUAACAAAAUCCGAGACGACCUCAAGGACCAUGAAUUAUCCUUUACCGAAAUUGCGAAGCUCGUCGGCGAAAAAUGGCAGGAGCUAUCAGCAAAAGAAAAGGAACCAUAUGAGCGGCAAGCGAACGCUGCCAAGGAGCAGCAUCUUGCAGAGAUGGCAGAGUAUAAGAAAACGCAAGGCUACCAAGAUUACCUGCAGUAUCUUGCAGAGUUCAAAGCCAAGUAUGGCGGACAGCAAGGAGGUAAGAGAGUGCACAUGAGUUUGUUGUUCCUCGUCUUCCCCUCCCCACCCCCAACUCAAACUUGUGCUUCGAUGGCAUCUGGGCCUCUGUGCUCCUUUUGCAUGUGUAAUGGUUGGAGCUGA
This is a messenger RNA of Xylona heveae TC161, 609 nucleotides long. Its product is annotated as HMG-box. The transcript has 3 exons. Lineage: Eukaryota; Fungi; Ascomycota; Xylonomycetes; Xylonales; Xylonaceae. The record is from RefSeq and is a predicted model, not a curated record. Gene Ontology annotation, biological process: regulation of gene expression. The coding region runs from base 1 to 609 and encodes 202 amino acids. Gene Ontology annotation, cellular component: nucleus.